AUGGUAGUUUUAGCUGCAUCAAUUUGUACUAGGGGUGGGAAACCAUUAUUAUCUAGACAAUUCAGAGAUAUAUCUAGAGAUAGAAUCACAGCAUUAUUAGCAAAUUUUCCAAGUUUAAUUUCAAAUUCAUCAAAUCAACAUACAUCAGUUGAAGAUGAAAAUGUUCGAUAUGUUUAUCAACCAUUUGAAGAAUUUUAUAUUGUAUUAAUAACAAAUAAAACAUCAAAUAUUUUACAAGAUAUAGAUACAUUACAUUUAUUUGCUUCAACUAUAACAAAUUUAUUAAGAAAUAUUGAUGAAAAAGAAAUUUUUGAUAAUUCAUUUGAUAUUAUAGAUGCAUUUGAUGAAAUUAUAAAUAUGGGAUAUAAAGAAAAUUUAACAUUAAGUCAAGUUCAAACAUUUUUAGAAAUGGAUAGUCAUGAAGAAAAAAUUCAAGAAAUUAUUGAAAGAAAUAAAGAAUUAGAAGCAACUGAAGAAAGAAAAAGAAGAGCUAAAGAAAUUCAAAGAAGAGAAAUGGCAAAUAAACAAAAUCCAAUUGGUGGUGGCAACUUAAGUGGUGGCGGAUUAGGUGGUGGAUUUAAACAACAACCUACUUUUCAACCAAGUUAUCAACCUACUACUAUUGUUGAAACUAAUAAUACACAAAAUGAAACUAAAUCACCUUUUAGUAAUAGACCAAGAGGUGGUGGACUUCAAUUGGGUAAAAAACAAACAAAAUCAUCAGCUGCAGCAUCAUCAGUUACUGAACCAUUAUUAUCAAAUCAACCAGUAUUCAAUUCACAACCACAAUCAUAUCAACAACAACAAAUUCAACAACAACAAUCAAUAUCUAAAAGUGCUUCUCCUGCACCUUCAUUACAACAACAAAAAAUACCUAAUAAUGGUAUAUUAAUUACAAUAAAUGAAACAAUAAAUGCAAGAUUAACAAGAGAUGGAUCAGUAAUUUCAUCAGAUAUAAAAGGAAAUUUACAAUUAAGAAUUAAUGAUCAAAAAUUAUCAAAUUCCAAGAUAUUAUUAAAAAUUAAUGAAAAAAUUGAUAAAAAAAAUUUAAAACCUCAUCCAAAUGUUAAUAGAUCAAUUUUCACCAAAGAUCAUAUAUUAACAGUUAAAGAUAAAUCAAAAACUUUCCCAUUUAAUGAUCAAGGAUUAAAUAUUUUAAUGUGGAAAUCUACUGGUAAAAAUGAAGAUUUAUCAUUAUUACCAAUAACAAUUACUGCAUGGGUAAAUAUUGAUGAAAAUUUAAUAGCUCAAGUAAAUUUAGAAUAUGAAAUUACUUCGGAUUUUAUUGAUUCACAUCCAAAUCAAGAAGAUUUUAAAAUUGAAAAUUUAAAAAUUUUAAUACCUAUAAUUAAUGAAGAUUUAAUUUUACAAGAUAAUAAUGAUGCAGUUAGUUAUGAAAUUAUAGAACAAGGUACUGUUUUCAAUAUUGAAUCAAUUUCUUUAGAGGAGCCUCAAGGUAAUUUUGAAUUUUCAAUACCAAUUGAAGAAAAUGAAGAUGAAUUAUUUCCAUUAGAAAUUCAAUUUAAUAUUAAUAAUCAAAAUGUGUUAGAAAAUGAUGUAUCAUUAGGAGGUAUAUCUAUUAUUGAUGUUGUUACAAAUGAUGAUGAUGAAAAAUCAUUACCAUUUAAUUUACAUUCAAAUAUUAUAUCUGAAACUUAUAUAGUUGAAUAA
Molecule: messenger RNA, 1671 nt
Organism: Lodderomyces pseudojiufengensis
Lineage: Eukaryota; Fungi; Ascomycota; Pichiomycetes; Serinales; Debaryomycetaceae
Gene: RET2
Product: coatomer subunit delta
Exons: 1
Coding region: 1-1671 (556 amino acids)
Biological process (GO): retrograde vesicle-mediated transport, Golgi to endoplasmic reticulum; Golgi localization; endoplasmic reticulum to Golgi vesicle-mediated transport
Cellular component (GO): cytosol; COPI vesicle coat
Source: RefSeq, a predicted model, not a curated record